This is a messenger RNA of Bacillus rossius redtenbacheri, 1989 nucleotides long. RefSeq lists its product as uncharacterized. The transcript has 14 exons. NCBI's taxonomy places the organism in Eukaryota, Metazoa, Arthropoda, Insecta, Phasmatodea, Bacillidae. Bases 211 to 1959 code for a protein of 582 amino acids. The record is from RefSeq and is a predicted model, not a curated record.
GCCUGGAGCGCCAGUGUCUGGCGGAGGACCGAGGGAAGCUGACCAGCGCUCGAGUGACGGGAGGAGAAGGUAUUGUGUGGAAUAAUGCUGGAUGACGAAGGCAGGCGCGGCUCACGUAGAUUUUUUCCCCCCUUAAUUUUUUUUGAAGUGAAACGUCUUUGCUGAGGGGGCUAGCGGCGACGCCACUACAACGCACGCACUAGCGGUCGAAUGGGAAGACUGCAGGAUGGAGGCAGGGCCGGCGGGCGAGGGGCGCGGCGGGCGCUCGGCGCCAUGUUCGCGGCCGGCGUCGCGUGCCUGGGGCUGAUGACGUCACUCGCCGUCUGGCCGCUGUGCUCCGCCGGCUUCCGGCCCUGCUCGCUCGGCGACCGGCACCUGCGGAGGCUGAAGCAGAUUAGACAAGACAGCGGAUUACUUGACUAUCCGGAAGACAGCAAGUGCUGCAGCCCGUCCUCCUGGGCGGUGGACGAGUGGCGCGGGGAGCUGGGAGUGUACUUCCAGCUGCCCAGGCCCGGCAAGACGGUGAAGAAGCUGGUGCUGGAGAAGUACCUGGGCCACGGGGGCUGGGUUGCGUACACGCAGGCGCUCCUGGGUCCCGAGGACUACGCGACGAGCGGAGGAGCGGCCCCGCCGAACACGUCCACGUGUCCGCACUACGUCCGGGAGGAGUUCGGAUAUCACACUUUUCGAUUCAUCUCUAGCGGACUAUACAGACUCAAGUCUUGCAGUUCAGCCGAGCUUAACAUAAAAACAGCGUUUAAUGAAACAAGCUUGAACUGUACGCCUCAUCACAGCACUUUUAUUGGUGAAUAUUUAGAAAAUGAUACAGCCAGUGUGAUUUUCCCCUUCCAACAAGGACCGACGUUCAGGAUGGACAAGAUAUACACGCUGCUGUAUUCGAACCAGACUGUUGUAAGCCAAUGGACCGUCAGAGCCCGGAAGGAGGAUAACGACCGUUUGAUAUGCGAAGCCAAUGACAGGAGAGUACAUUACGAUCCUGUGCCCAAUAUUGAAAGAUAUGAACAAAAAUUCAAGGUGGACAACUUGAAGCCUGGGUUCUAUAUACUGGAGGUUGAGUCAAUUGGCCAGCUAACAGUUGAGCACACAACUUUAAAAGUAUGUAAAUACGUGUACGAAAUUCAAAUAAUUUUCUUUACUUUUUUUUUUCCAGAUGUUACCAACCUGCCGGCAGUUAUCAAACCACCGAAACUAUCACCGGAAGAAAAUUUAACUAUUUCAUUUGCAAUAGUUCUGUUGACAGUUGUUGCAUUUUGCAGCUUAUGUUACCUCGUUUAUUUGCUACGAAGACAUUUUAGUCAUCCUCAAGAUGGCAAAAAAUUUGAUAUCAUCAGCACGGCUCCAGCUAGACAGAAGGUUCUGCUUCUGUACGCCAGGGACUGCCCACAGUUCAAUGAUUUGAUGGCUACAUUUCGGGAACUCCUGAAAAAGAACAAUUUUGAGGUGUACGACUGCCAGGAUCCGCAGCUCGGCCGCCGGCUGCACCGCGGCCCCACCACGUGGCUGCGAGACCGCCUGGACGACUGCUCGGUGCGUUUGCUGGUGGUGUCCACCAGGUGCGCCCGCCUCAGGCAGUCGGCGCUGCUGGGCGGUGGGCAGGCCUUGUACCGGCGGCCGCACCACCUCGACCCGCUCUUCCUCUACGGCCUGCGCGGAGUCCAGGACGUGCACACCGACGUCUACACCAGGAUCUUCAGCAUCGCGUUGGAAGGAUUCACGGAAAAGGAGGACAUGCUGUCCCUAUUUUGUGGCAGCAGGAUUUACUCGCUGCCGACUCACUUGUUGGAGCUCUACAGGGACCUGAGAAGAGACCCACAAACUCCCGAAGAAACAGCGGAGCUGAGAGCAGAAGUGGAGACACUGAGAAGAAAACUCGCCAUCCUCAUCGGAUACACGAAUAAAGAGAAAGAUUACCUUUGCAAGAAAAUCUUGAUGUGUUAAAAAUAGAACAAAAAUAUGGUUUUCGGGUUA